Messenger RNA from Prionailurus viverrinus (fishing cat), 834 nucleotides. It is a transcript of the gene STMND1, whose product is annotated as stathmin domain containing 1. The record is from RefSeq and is a predicted model, not a curated record. The transcript has 5 exons. Gene Ontology annotation, cellular component: cytoplasm; neuron projection. Gene Ontology annotation, biological process: microtubule depolymerization; neuron projection development; regulation of microtubule polymerization or depolymerization. Lineage: Eukaryota; Metazoa; Chordata; Mammalia; Carnivora; Felidae. Gene Ontology annotation, molecular function: tubulin binding. Bases 1 to 834 code for a protein of 277 amino acids.
AUGGGCUGCGGACCUUCCCAGGCUGCUGAGGACCAGACACGCGUCCCCGCGCCCAAGAAGGGCUGGGAUGAGGGAUUUAAGGCUGAUGUCGGUGUGACUUAUUCGGUGGAGAACCGCGGGCCCCAGAUUGGAGCUGAAUUACCCAAGGACCCUUUGAGCAGCCCCGAGGGCCUGGAAAUACAGGCUCGGUUGGGAAGUUUACCUGGAACCACAACAGAAAGUCCCCCAUUUCUUAGUGAAAGAAACAGAGGAAUAAAUUCAGACCUAGUGACCGGUGGAUUAAUCCAUAACCCCCAAGCCCCUGAGACCCGAGAGCGACAAAAGUCAUCAGACAUCCUGGAGGAAUUAAUUGGUCAAGGAAUAAUACAAAGCCACAGCAAAGUACUUAGAAAUGGAGAAUCUUAUGAUGUCAUGGCAAACGUGACCGAGUGGCCUCUGAGAAAGCCUCCAGCCAGGCUGAAAAAACUUCAGCUCAAAAAGGAAGCAAAGGCUUUCACAACGAACGAUCUAGAAGAGAAGGUGCGAGCGGAGGAGAUGCACAAGAAGACUAAAGAAGAAGAAAUAAGAAAAAGGCUAAGGAGUGACCGACUUUUGUCCCCAGCCAAUCAUUCAGAUGCAGCUGAGCCGGACGGGGCUGAGGUUCUGUUUGUCAAAGGACCUCACGCUGUGAGUUCCGCUGGGUUUGAGUUUGAGCCGUCUGACCCGCAGGGAGGAAAGCCUUUGAAAGGGAAGAAGAGUCAUACAGCAUCGAGUGAUAGAAACUUCAGUUAUGAAGGAUUUGGGUUGGUGGAGUCAGAUGUGUCUUACAACCAAGCAGAUGAUGUAUUUGAAUAA